CGUAAUUGGAGAGGUGUAAAUACUCAAUUUAGCACUGCAGUCGGGCACUUCAAGUCGGGAGUGCAGUUCGAUAAUCUGAAGGUUUCCGCCUUGAACGACGCUUUAAUUAUUUAUACUGUCACAGAUUUAUGCUACGAAGAUUGAUUCCUGGCAAUAAAGGCACUUGAAAGUAUAUAGAUACUGGUAUCUCCACCAGCCAAAGCGUGCCCCGACUUGAUAUGCGUGACAAGUAAACACCAUUACCCCUGAAUGUCAGAACUGCAAUGAAUUUUUGAUGUAUUAGCCGGAAUUCAGUCCUUUAAAGUCGCUCGACUAAUGGCAGCGUUUGGUUUGCCAGUUGUUCCGGUUCUCAACACCUGUCAGAGUCAAGGCCCACGAAAUGGGAAUGUGAAUUUGGUAAAGGAAGUUGUUUUGGAGACAACCAUGGAACCCCCCACCAAGUCAGAGGUUAAAGCCCUUACGUAACGAGAUUGGAGGACGAGUUAGUAGCCACAAGUGCCUUGAGAGUGCCUGCAGACUUUGAACCCUGACCAAAUAGUGCCUUGGGAGCAAAUCCCUGAUUGGAGAACCCGACAUGUCGGGCAAUUACCAGCGCCAGAGCCUGGAGCUCCGCAGUCCGGAUCUUGGAACUAUGGGCGAUCCUGAUGGACGUUUGCGGAAUCUGUCGGGAUCUUCGGCCAGCCAGCGCCGUCGGCAACAACGCGUGGCGCAGCAACGCCAGGAUUCCUGGUUCCGGCACUCGAUGCCGCCGGCCAUUAACCGCGAUUUCGAAUCCCUGGAGCACCUGACGCCCCGCGCCUCGGAUGGCCUGGAUGAGCAGCUGGCCGCCUCCGUGUCGCAUAGUGUCCAUAGUGGUGGCAGCGUAACGCUUUGUGGACCAACGGAUCACACCAGCAUCCACCUGAACAGUGCCAACAGCAACCUGGGCUUCAUCGACUCGGACACGCCCAAUACCCCGGUGACCCCGAUCUCUGGUCUACAGCCGCCAGCCUCCGUGUCCACCUCUGCGGCGGGGACUCUCUCCUCCCGUCGACGGUCGUCCAACCGCAAGGACUCCAAGGGCUCCAUCCUAUCACGGCAGAGCGGCAGGAGUCGGGUUUCUGUCCUGGCCCAUCGGGGCCUGCGAAUGACCGCCUCAUUGCUGCGAAGGAAGCGCACAGAGUACGAAGAUGAUGAGGACUUCACCUCGUCCGCCGGCUACGAUGCAGAUGAUGGGGAGAGGCGUGUCAUAAUUAUUAAUGGGCCACAGCCCUCUAAAUACUGUAAUAAUCGCAUAACGACGGCGAAAUAUAGUUUUAUCAGCUUUUUGCCCGCGUUCCUGUUCGAGCAGUUUCGGCGUUAUUCGAACUGCUUUUUCCUGCUAAUUGCCUUACUGCAACAAAUCCCGGAUGUAUCGCCGACGGGUCGAUACACCACCUUGGUGCCGCUGAUGUUUAUCCUGUCGGUGAGCGCCAUUAAGGAGAUAGUCGAGGAUAUUAAACGACAUCGAGCAGAUAAUGAGAUCAAUCAUCGAUUGAUCGAACGCCUGGAUAGUGGCUCCUGGAACACAGUGCGUUGGUCCGAGCUGACAGUGGGCGAUAUCAUAAAAGUGGGGAUCAACACCUUCUUCCCCGCCGAUCUGAUUCUCCUGUCGUCCAGUGAGCCGCAAGCCAUGUGCUUCAUAGAGACGGCCAAUCUGGAUGGUGAGACGAAUCUGAAGAUCCGGCAGGGACUGCCAGCCACUGCUGGACUGCUAGAGACGAAGGACCUGCAGCGACUGGAGGGCAGGAUCGACUGCGAGCUGCCCAACCGGCAUUUAUACGAGUUUAAUGGGGUUUUAAAGGAGACCGGAAAGCAACCUGCUGCUUUGGGCAAUGAUCAGGUGCUCCAACGCGGUGCCAUUCUAAGAAACACGGCUUGGGUGUUCGGAAUUGUGGUCUACUCCGGCCAGGAGACGAAGCUGAUGAAGAACUCUACCUCGGCACCAUUAAAGCGCUCCACCGUAGACAAGCUGACCAACACCCAGAUCCUCUUGCUGUUCAUGAUCCUCAUCUCGCUGUGCAUCACCAGCGGUCUGUGCAACCUGUUCUGGACGCGGGAACAUUGGGAAACGGACUGGUACCUGGCGCUGAGCGACUUCAAGACCAGGAGCCUCGGCUACAAUCUGCUUACCUUCUUCAUCCUGUACAACAACCUUAUCCCUAUCUCGCUGCAAGUGACUCUUGAGCUGGUGCGAUUCCUCCAGGCCAUCUUCAUCAACUACGACAUCGAGAUGUACCACGAGCAGUCCAACACGCCGGCCAUGGCCCGCACAUCUAAUCUGAACGAGGAGCUGGGCAUGGUCAAGUACAUAUUCUCGGACAAGACGGGCACACUCACGCAGAACGUGAUGGAGUUCAAGAAGUGCUCCAUCGCCGGUUAUGUCUACAAAACCGAGCGCACGCCGGAGGAAUCGCAGCUGGUGCAGAAUAUCCUGGGUCGCCAUCAAACGGCCGCAGUGAUCGAGGAGUUUCUGGUGCUGCUGUCCGUGUGCCAUACGGUUAUACCCGAGCGCAAGGAGGACGGCACCAUAAUCUACCACGCCGCCAGUCCGGAUGAGCGGGCGCUGGUGGAGGGUGCCCAGAGAUUUGGCUACAUUUUCGAUACGCGCACACCGGAGUACGUGGAGAUCAAUGCUCUGGGCGAGCGGAAGCGGUACGAGGUGCUGAAUGUCCUGGAAUUCACCUCCACGCGGAAGCGCAUGUCGCUGAUUGUACGGACGCCGGACAACAAGAUCAAGCUAUUUUGCAAGGGAGCGGAUACAGUGAUCUACGAGCGGCUGGCUCCCCAGGGUCAAGCUUUCCGAGACCAGACGUUGCGGCAUUUAGAGGAGUUUGCCUCGGACGGUUUGAGGACCCUAUGCCUGGCGGUGGCUGAUAUACGGCCGGAUGUGUACCAGGAGUGGCGCCAGACCUUCCACAAGGCCUCGGUGGCGAUGCAGAAUCGGGAGAGCAAGCUGGAGGAUGCGGCCAACCUGAUUGAGAAUAAUCUCCGUCUAUUGGGUGCCACGGCAAUCGAGGAUCGGUUGCAGGAUGGUGUGCCGGAAACGAUUGCUGCCCUGCUGGACGCUGGCAUCUAUAUUUGGGUGCUCACCGGCGACAAGCAGGAGACGGCCAUCAACAUUGGCUACUCCUGCCGGCUGAUCAGCCACUCCAUGGACAUCAUUAUCCUCAACGAGGAGAGCCUUGAUGCCACCCGUGAAGUCAUUCAUCGUCAUUAUGGAGAGUUCAAGAGCUCGUCGGCCAAGGACGCAAAUGUGGCACUGGUCAUCGAUGGCACCACCCUAAAAUACGCCUUGAGCUGCGACCUGCGCAACGAUUUCCAGGACUUGUGUCUCCUAUGCCGGGUGGUCAUUUGCUGUCGAGUGUCGCCCAUGCAAAAGGCCGAGGUGGUCGAGAUGGUCACCCAGAGCACGAACGCAGUGACCCUGGCCAUCGGUGAUGGAGCCAACGACGUGGCCAUGAUCCAGAAGGCGAACGUGGGCAUCGGAAUAUCUGGAGUGGAAGGUCUACAGGCGGCUUGCGCCUCGGAUUACUCUAUCGCCCAGUUUCGCUAUCUACAGCGAUUGCUUCUGGUUCAUGGGGCUUGGAACUACGCGAGGAUCUCUAAGCUGAUCCUGUACAGCUUCUAUAAGAACGUGUGCCUGUACGUCAUUGAACUGUGGUUCGCCCACUACUCCGGGUGGUCGGGUCAGAUCCUCUUUGAGCGCUGGACCAUCGGUCUUUAUAACGUGCUCUUCACGGCCAUGCCGCCGUUUGCAAUGGGACUGUUCGAGAAGUUCUGUACGGCGGAGACGAUGCUUCGAUAUCCGAUGCUCUACAAAACCUCGCAAAAUGCGAAGCUAUUCAACGUGAAGGUGUUCUGGAUUUGGAUAUUCAAUGCGCUGCUGCACUCGGUGUUUCUCUUCUGGCUGCCUCUGGCCGCCUACUCGAGCGAGGUGAUCUGGGGCGAUGGCAAGACCAGUGACUAUCUGUUGAUGGGCAACCUGGUGUAUACGUAUGUGAUCGUAACGGUUUGCCUGAAGGCCGGACUCAUCACGAAUUCUUGGACCUGGCUGACGCACCUGGCCAUUUGGGGCUCCAUAGUCCUGUGGUUCGGAUUCCUGUUGAUCUACAGCCAUGUGUGGCCAACGUUUAAGUUCGCCAGCAACUUCCGCGGCAUGGACAUCCAGCUGCUGUCGACGCCAGUUUUCUAUUUCGGCCUGUUGCUGGUGCCCAUCACCACGCUGCUGGUAGAUGUUAUCUGCAAACUGGUACAUAACACCGUGUUUAAGACGCUCACGGAGGCCGUUCGCGAAACGGAGAUCCGACGCAGCGAUAUCUCCGAAGUGAUGAACGAGCCGCGAUCUUCUGACUCUGGUUUCGGAUACGCCCUCGGCAAGUUGAUAAGAUCCAGCCACGCCCUGCUCUCUCAUGACCAGCGCACCAAUCCGGAGCCAAGGUCCAGUGUGGAGUCGAACCUGCGGGUGGAGAACCUGGAGCUGGAGGUGGACACGGAGCAGCAGCAGCGGAACCGGCAGCGGCAGAAGUGGCGGGGGGUGGACUGACCUUUGCAGAGACCCGGGGUACCAGGACCACCGCCACUUCCCCCACGACGGCCACUCUGCACAUGUGAAGGCUACGCUCCACAUCGAAGGCAAAGCAAAUCGAAUUAUUUUACUAGUGUUAACCUGUAUCUGAUAAGUGUGCAUUGUAUAGUAUCGUAAUACGCAUUCCGAGUGGGACUAUUUCCCGUUUUCGCAUCGAGUACCUACUAAGAACUAUCGAGUUCAUAUCAUAUAUCCAUGUGUAUAUGCUAGGGCUUUAUACAUCGCAUACUGUAUGUGCUAACAAACUAUUUGCCAACUGUGAUAGUGUCUAAGGAGUAGCCAGGAGGUUAGGCACGUAGGAUAGGCCAAUAAUCAGGGAAUGUUCUUUUGUGAGCUGAGUUUUCCGUCAUUCCCAACAAGCUGAGUUACUUUAUGUAUUUUUAAUCGUACCUAUGUGUUAGCUGGAUGUAUAACAUACACUUUUAAGAAACUUGUCAGGUUGUAAAAACGUUAACGAACCCAGUCGCGAAUGUUCCGUUCGAUCCUACUAAACAAUCUAUGAUUAACCAACCGAUAUACAUACUCAUCCCAACGUUAUUGGAAUGUGAUGGUACCCAGAUGAUAUGUAUGUAUCAGUUUUGAAUAUAUGUAUCCCGCACCGUCCACCCCAGCUUGCAUGCUACUUAAUUCGGCCAAUGAUAUAUAUACUAACUCUAUGGCUGCUGAUUGAUUUAAUCCGAUCCGAUAUGAUCCGAUCCGAUCCGCUCUGCACUUAUGUUGUAUGUACUUAUGUUUUAUUUUGUAUUACUCAACACCCAACAAAGCGACUUAACCAAUCACACCCAACACCUACUCGCAGAACCCAAACACACCUAACAAUAACUAAUCACUAUAUAUAAUUUAAUAAAAGUCAAAGAGUCAACAGCAAAA
Messenger RNA from Drosophila rhopaloa, 5476 nucleotides. It is a transcript of the gene ATP8A, whose product is annotated as probable phospholipid-transporting ATPase IA. Gene Ontology annotation, molecular function: ATPase-coupled intramembrane lipid carrier activity; ATP binding; magnesium ion binding. Bases 575 to 4564 code for a protein of 1329 amino acids. The record is from RefSeq and is a predicted model, not a curated record. Lineage: Eukaryota; Metazoa; Arthropoda; Insecta; Diptera; Drosophilidae. Gene Ontology annotation, biological process: phospholipid translocation. Gene Ontology annotation, cellular component: plasma membrane. The transcript has 10 exons.